GUGAUCCUGCAAGGAUUCCUGCACAGCUAAUCCGGAACGAAUUAAUUCGCUAAUUACACGGGAAUCCACACCAGUUAUUAACCAGUAUGGUAGAACUGAAGACGGAAAACGCGGAUGUGGGCAAGGAAAACGUCGAUCCCUCGGAAGAGGAGGAGGUCAUGGAAGUGGACGAAAGUGUUGAAGUGAAGGUGUUUACGGUAGAAAUUCUGCGCGUGAUUAAGGAUUUGCAGCUGCAGCACGGAUUGCGGCAUGGAGAUUACCAGCGGUAUCGUGGGUAUUGCUCGAGGCGCGUGAAGCGGCUGAGGAAAACGCUCAAUCUACCGCAGGGUGACCGGCGGCACUACAAGAAGCGCGAUGUCACGGUGGCCAACCUGGAGAAGGCCAACUCGGACGAUCGGUUCCUGCACAUUCCGUUGAUGCUGGCGGAACGGGCGUGGUCGUACGCGAUGCAGCUGCGGCAGGAAUCGAACACCGAGCUUCGCAAACGCUUCCACCUGAUCCAGAAACUGCGUAAGGCCUGCGGGUAUGCACUGCAGCUGCAGUCGUUGUGUGCUUCGAACUGUUGCGAUGCUCGCACGAAGCUGGAGGCGGAAGCGUACUCGGCCUGGAUGCACGGUUCGUUGCACUUCGAGCUGAGCCUGUGGAAGACUGCGGCCGAAAAUCUGAAGAAAGCUCAGGUGAUCUACGAAAACCUGGCCCAAGCGAUGCCGGAAGAGGAGCAGCCGGUCUACCGGGCGAAGGUAGAGGAGCUUAAGCCGAGUCUCCGCUACUGUGCGUACAACGUUGGCGAGAAUGCUUCGGUGAACGAUCUGCUCGAGAUGCGUACCGGUCAGGCCGCAGGCCUCCUUGGCAAUCUGAGCAAUCUGGUGGCGCAAACGAAGGCCGAAAGCAUGGACGCAUUCCAGCAGACGGAGUGGCGUGGUCGCAGUGUAACGGUUCGUCCGGAGAAGGUGCGUCUGUUUCUGCUCAGCAUCCAGGAGCUGGACAAGAGCAUCGAGAAGGCGAAGGAUGUACCGGCCAAAAUCGAGCUGCUCGAGACGGUGCUGAUCGAUUGCAAGGACUCGAUUGCUGCGAUCAAGGACGAGAUCAAGCAGGAUCCGAAGCUGCGCGCCAGUGCUACCGACGGUACGACCGGAUUGAUCGGCAUUCAGUAUCUGCUCGCGUACAUGUCGUACACCCGGUUGAAGCUUACGCUCGAGCGUAACCUGUUCCUGGUGGCUCAAGCGAAACAAACGCUGGACGAUCCGAAUGUGGCCGGGAAGGCGACGGCACCGGCGGCUUCAGCCGUUGGCAAGAAGAGCAAACCCCAGGAUCUAUCGCGGCUCUACGAGAUCAUACUGCAGAACGUGACCGAGAUGCAGCAGCUGUCCGGUAUGGAAAACGAUGCCGGCUACCAAGCGGAAAUGGAAACACUGUCCCUUUCGUUCCGAGCGUUCCGCUGUUACUACAUCGCGCUAACGCUCGUCGCGAUGAAGCGCUGGCGUGAGGCAGUGGCCUUGUACGAACGAUCGCGCAAGUACGCCGCUGAUGCGAUCGCAGCGAAGGCUGCCAGCUCGGACUUUAAUCUGCAACCGGAGCUGCAGCAACUGGUGGCCACGAUCGAGGGCUGCAAGUUCUCUGCUCACGCGUACAGUGUGCUCGAGGACGAUGGAACCGAAGAUUCGGUUCUAUAUGGUAAAAGCCUCAAAACAUCGAAACCCCUGUACGAGCGGUUGUCGCACUACAAGGAGGACGCCACACUCAACUCACGCAACCCGAACGUGUUCAAGUUGGUACCGGAAAUGGAACCGAUUCCCGCGAAACCCCUGUUCUUCGAUCUGGCACUCAACUUUGUCGAGUUCCCGUCGCUGGACGAUAAGAUUGAUCAGAAGGCAGCCGGUGGUAAAGGAGGAGCCGGUGCCGGUAUGACCGGAUUCGUUAAAGGCCUGUUCAGCUGGGGCGGUGGUGGUGGUGGUAGCAAGUAGACGAUGAUGCCAGCCAGCAUCAAAUUGUUCCCUUUUGUUUGCUAAUUGUUUUUUUUUUGCUUUCUUUGAACUAUUUUCCCUUCAAUAAACGUCUUUAAUGAGAAAUCGAGAGUCCCGAUAGGGUCCGGGGGACAGGGGACACUACGAACAACUAAUAAAUAACUGUCUGUAUGUGAA
Messenger RNA from Anopheles darlingi, 2141 nucleotides. RefSeq names its product signal recognition particle subunit SRP68 (gene Srp68). The transcript is spliced from 2 exons. Lineage: Eukaryota; Metazoa; Arthropoda; Insecta; Diptera; Culicidae. Gene Ontology annotation, cellular component: signal recognition particle, endoplasmic reticulum targeting. Gene Ontology annotation, biological process: SRP-dependent cotranslational protein targeting to membrane. Bases 87 to 1964 code for a protein of 625 amino acids. The record is from RefSeq and is a predicted model, not a curated record. Gene Ontology annotation, molecular function: 7S RNA binding; signal recognition particle binding; endoplasmic reticulum signal sequence receptor activity.